AUGGAUAAUGUGUGCAAGAGAAGGUGGUCAUCAGGCUCCCAGGCCAUGGUGUUUCUUCACACACUUGCAUUAUCCUGUGCAGGUGCUGUUGAACCUACCUCCAAAAUUGACGGACAUCGUCAGACAGCAAUGACAUUAAGAGAAAACAUGAUACACAGGUUCAACUGUCAUUCAGAAGGCUGGCAUCCGCAUGCACCAAUCUCGCUGAGCUGGUACCUGAACGGUGAGCGGCAGAGGUCACUCUCUGCCAGAGGUGGUCUGGUGAUGUCACCCCUAAAAGGCUCUAAGGGCAAAAAGCUUGGAGUCAAUCACAACAGCACAUUCUCCCUGUGGGCCAGAAAAUGGGACAGAGAGCUGGUGUGUGUGGCAUUAAACCCCAAAUCCGGGGAGAGCUACAAUGCCACAGUCACACUCAAUGUCCAAUUUCAGCCUGAGAUCCUCAGGGUCAACGCACAAUCCAGUGAAACCUCAGACCCUGGCCUUUUGUUAGUACUCUUUGCUCUGGUUCAGUCCAACCCACCUGCAAUCUUCACCUUUGCGGAUCAGUCCGGAAUGCUGCUGGCUAACACCUCAGACAUCCUCAUCAUCGACUCGCCCCAUUACCCCUGGCUGACCAAUCACACACUGAGGCUCACUCUCAGUAGUUUAUCAGGAAAUAUCUCGCUGAAUGCCACUAACAGUGUGGGCACAACGCAAAGCAAUAUCACACUGACAGAGUUCCUUCAGUCUCGUGUGGAAGUGCCAAUGCUGGGAAUUGUAACUGGAGGUUCCAUGGCCUUCAUGGCCCUUCUUAUCCUCAGCCUGAUAGUCCUCUGCCUCAUGCAAAAAACUACAAGCAAGUCCAUUGAUGAACCUGUGGAGAUUCUAAUGACUAGGAAAAGUGACUCAACCAGUUUGAAAGCAGAAAGAACUCACAUCCCGAGAGAGAACAUGUCUCUUCCUUCCAAUAUGCAGCUUAACGACCUUAUGACUUUAAAAAAGGCUCGAGAGAACACACAAGUCAGUGGGGGAGAAAAGAAGAAAAAUGAGGAGGAUGAAGAUCUGUCUUUAGCCUAUGCUGCCAGAGGCUUCGCCAGAUAUCCAAUGGUGGGCUACAUCUACAAAGUGAAUAGCACAAGCAGUGAGGAGAUCUGGCUCUGA
Molecule: messenger RNA, 1140 nt
Organism: Nerophis lumbriciformis (worm pipefish)
Lineage: Eukaryota; Metazoa; Chordata; Actinopteri; Syngnathiformes; Syngnathidae
Source: RefSeq, a predicted model, not a curated record